Anolis sagrei ordinatus is the source of this 4482-nucleotide messenger RNA. RefSeq names its product citramalyl-CoA lyase (gene CLYBL). Lineage: Eukaryota; Metazoa; Chordata; Lepidosauria; Squamata; Anolidae. Gene Ontology annotation, biological process: regulation of cobalamin catabolic process. Gene Ontology annotation, molecular function: (S)-citramalyl-CoA lyase activity. The record is from RefSeq and is a predicted model, not a curated record.
GUCUGUGCUGGAUGGGGCAUCUCACAAUUGGCAGAACGAUGCCUUUAACUUUUAAAGUCCUGGGACAAAAUGGAAAAGUAAUUGACUGUUGAAAACGCUCCCUUUCUGGAUGCAUUUCAGCCUUUUUACAUAUGAAGCUUUGGAGGAGCUCUUUUCUGGCUGUUCUUGUUCCCAAGCCUGAUUCUCGCUUCUCACCGUCUCGCAGCUACAUACCCCGGAGGGCUGUUCUGUAUGUACCUGCAGAUGAUGAGAGAAAGGUGCAGAAAAUUGCAUCACUUAACGUGGAUUGUGCAGUGCUAGAUUGCGAAGAUGGUGUCGCUCUAAACAGGAAGGCUAAUGCAAGAGAGAAGAGUGUGAAAGCACUGGAAGAAUUUGAAUUUGGCCAUACUGAGAAAUGUGUUCGGAUCAAUUCAGUGAGCAGUGGUCUGGCUGAAGAAGAUCUGAAAGUCAUUUUGGACUCCAGCGUUCUUCCUACCAGCCUGAUGCUACCAAAAGUUGAAAGUGUAGAAGAAAUAAAUUGGUUUGCAGAAAAAUUUGCAUCACAUUUAAAAGGCCGGGCACGUGUAAAACCUAUGAAUUUUAUUCCUUUUGUGGAAACAGCAAUGGGGUUGCUCAAUUUUAAGGCUGUUUGUGAAGAAACUCUGAGGAAAGGACCCCAGAUUGGUCUUAAUUUGGAUGCAGUCGUCUUUGGAGGUGAAGAUUUUCGGGCCAGCAUAGGCUCCACGAGUAGCAAAGAAACCCUUGAUAUUCUUUAUGCCAGACAGAAAAUUGUCGUCACAGCCAAGGCUUUUGGCAUGCAGGCCAUCGACCUUGUAUAUAUCGACUUUCAAGAUGAAGAGGGACUCCGUAAGCAGUCAAGAGAGGGAGCCUUAAUGGGCUUCACUGGUAAGCAGGUGAUUCACCCUAAUCAAGUUGCUGUUGUCCAGGAAGAGUUCUCGCCAAGCUCUGAAAAAAUAAAGUGGGCACAAGAACUGAUUAUGGCUUUCGAGGAACAUCAGCGCGUGGGCAAGGGCGCCUUCACUUUCCAUGGCAGCAUGAUAGACAUGCCAUUACUGAAGCAGGCCCAGAACAUUGUUACGCUUGCCACAGCCAUCAAGGAAAAAUGAUCUGCCAAAUGAACCUUCCCCCAGGGGGUUCCAGGAGCUGUUUAAAGGAGGAUUAUAUAAUACUCAAAGAAUGAAAAAUGCAUCCGUUCACCCUUCAGCAGAACUCUGUUUACACGUCCUAUUGCUUCCCAUAUAUUUUUCUCACUGCGGACCCUAGCCGUUUUGUGUAACCAGCUUUUGUUCGGGCAAAGAUGAAAGCAAAAUUGGCUCAUUUGUGGAGAAAGGGGGACCAUUAAAACAAUCAACAACAUGGGCAAACUGAUUCAGAUUAAUAUAUGCCUCUGUGAAUUUUACUCAGAAGAGAACAAAGGGACACUUAUACUGAGUCAUACCACCAACUGCCUUGCCAACUCUGACUGGCAGCAUCUCCCUAGGUAAGAUGAUUUCCUAGCCUUCCUGGGUCUCACUAGUUUGUUUUGGUGGUCUUCCAUCCAAAUAUUCACCUGCUUAGUUUCAAAAACCAGGUCAGAUUGGACCUGUUCUGACAGGGAUGCCAGGUUCUUAUAUGUUCUGGUUGUGUGGAAGAGAGACUCGUAGCUGAUGGAGCUUGUCACUCAAGAGACAGCAAAGAUUAUCCCAUUGCCUCCACUAUGCAAUGACAAAAGAUACUGGAGCACUGCAUUCUUUUAAAUCUGGUCCAAUCGGAAGCAACAAGAGUUGCUAUCUGUAGAAACACAUAAGCUCACAUAUACUAGCUUCAAAGCCAUAGAAAUUCCUUCCUCAGCUAUAACCCUGGGACUUUCAAAAGAAGAUACAAAGGGUAAAUUCUACCUAGUGUGUCUUCAACUGUCUCAGACAUGAAAUGGGCAGUUCCCCUUUUGUGACACUGAUGUGUGGAAUGACUAUCUCCCCUUGAUUAUCUAAAUUUGGUAAUCCUUCCAAAUUUAAUUCUCUUAAAUCUGAGCAUGCACUGCUUUGUGGUGAACUAAUCUAAAAAAAAUUAAUUCGCUUAGUUCGCAAUCACCAAUGAAUGUGAUUCACCACCUGCCCCAUCCACUUGAAGAGUGCAAACUCAAAACCACUUCAUGUGGAUUAGUUAACCCUUUAAGAAGCCUGCAGUCAACCUUUUGUACUCUUUCUCAGAGAGGAUUAGAUUGAGAACCCAUCUCCAAAGUUAACUUUCCAAGAGAUGGUUCAGGAAAUAGAUGUUUUUCUGUGUCAGUGCUGCUGUGACAGAAAGUGCCUCAGCAUUGGAAAGGCAGCAUCACCAGCUCUCCUACAGUUUAGAGGCAUCACUAUACUCCUGGACAUGCAUAGAAGCAAUUUAAAGGAAACACUUAAAGUCUGAAUGCUAAUUCAAACAACCAGUUUUCUCUCAGCUUUUCCUGAGCUUCUUUUGUGUUCAUUACUCGUAGUAGUGGAAUUCCAAAGGCUCAGUAAUUGAUACAUUCCUUAUUUCUGCUUUCAUGAAGCUACAUUUUGUUACCAUUUCCAAAUUGGACUUAUUUUGUGAAAUCAUCCAGAUAACUAUAUUCCACUAUUACUAAGCUACACUAAAAUCGGCUUUGGGGAUGGGUUGCCCAAUUGUUCCAUUGAAUUUUAUUGAUGAGGACGAAUUCUAAAAUUUUGUAUACCACUCUGUGAGUAGACGACUAUUGAUGGAAAUAUCUUAAUAUGGGUUAAUCCAGAGGAGUACUAUAUGCCCUUGUGUAGGUACUGAAAAAAAUUAAUGUAAACACUGCCUUAUCAUGUUGCUGUCCAUAACCUGCAGAGUAGCUGUAUGGGACACUUGCCACUAGGCUGAACCCAGGGAGUGAGUCUAGUUCAGUAGUAGACUACUAGGAAGAGUGAGAGCAUCAACUAAGGUAGCAAAUAUUGGGCUUCAUUGGGAAAGAACAGCAGGAGUGCCCUGUGUGCUAAAUGGACGAUGCAGGACAUUCUUAGAUAAUGUUUAAGGUGGGUAGAAGAUGGUGUCCUAUCAACAGUGUUGAAAAGAUGCAACUGUUGACCCUGUUAGGUUUUGCACGUGGAAUGGGAGGAGACACCUCUUCAGUCAGAAAAAUAGCUUGGAUUGGGCCAAAUAGCAAACUUGUGCUUUACAUGCAGAUGGUACCAAAUUCAGAUCCCUGGCAUCUCCAAACAGGGCUUGAAAAGAUCCGUGAAUGAAAUGUAGGAAGAGCUUCUAUCACAGCAUAGGAGACAGUACUGGAUUGCAUUACAUACAAGACAGUAGAGGUUCUGUAAACAGUUAAACCUAUUCAUGAUACAGUACUUCCCUUUUGUAACAAGGGCUGCUUGGCUGGAUUGGGCCAAGAGCUGAAUGCCAACCCAAGCAUUGGUAUCUUCAAAAGUCCAGGCAUUCUUCAUGUCAGUCCUCAUAUGGAGGAUUUCAAGGAAAGGGUUUCCUCCCUCUGAGGUUGAGAGAGUGUGACUGUCUGAAUUAUAGCCGGUGAGUUUCCGUGGCAAGCAGAGGUUCAAAAUACCCAACUACUGCUGAUCUCAAAGUAAAUUCCAGUCAAUAGAGUCCUGCUCAGACCAGAAUCUCUAAUGAAUACAUGGCUAAAUUAAAUCUCACAGACAUCAAUAGCUCUGCUCUUAAGUAUGAUCAAAUUUUGAUCCAACUCAGUGAGGGCCCUUCCACACAGCCAUAUAACCCAGAAUAUCAAGAAAGAAAAUCCCACAAUAUCUGCUUUGAACUGGGUUAUCUGAGUCUACAAUGCCAUUUAUUCCAAUUCAAAGCAGAAAAUGUUGAAUUUUAUUCAGCUGUGUGGAAGUGGCCUGAGUUAACAAAAUUAGGAUACAGCGGUGUGGAUUCAGUGAGUAUGUCAUGAAGUGGAUGUACUUCAGGACUGGAAUCAGGUGAAGACUGAAUUCCAGAUAGGCAAACUCAGUCAAGAAAACAAGGGUCCUACACCUGCAAUUCCUGAUCACUACUGUUGAGGAUAGAAUGACUUGAAGGUCUCUCAUUCAUUGGAUUGCCAUAAACCAAAGUCAGCUCAAUGGCAGUUAACAAUAAUAAACUUCUAUAUCAUCUCUCUCACCUUGACGCUUUGCUGUCUGAAGCAGAGUAACAAAUGACACCAGCAAGUCAAUGUGGAAGGGAUCAGAACAAGGCAGGCUGUUUGGGCCCUUGAGGCAGGAGCUCCUACAAGCAUGUUUCUAUCCUUGGAUGCAAAAAAGAUACAUGGCUCAAAUUACUACUCUUUUGCUCUCUUUUUCCUAUCAUGGUGUCUAAAAUCUGCUGCUAGAAUCAUUCUACGCUCUUGUACAGACGUGCUUAACUUGGGACCUAACGGCAACACACUUUUUUCCCUUCCACUGCUUGUAAUGUUUCUAAUUCGAAGGUUUUUAAAAAAAGAGCUCUUCUCAAAUAUUAAUUGUAAAAAAGUUCCUGUGAUAGAAAACAGUUUCCACUGCAAUAAAAUAAUACACAUAA